GCAUAAAUACCUUGUUAAGGACUUCAAGUUCUACGGACAAAACUUCUUUUUUUAUACCAUCAGUUACCAACGCUCCUAAAGCGGGUGACCGUUUGGUGUUGCAUCAAGUAAGGAGCAAAGACAAAGUAAAGUCACUGUCUUUACGCUUGGGGGAGUUUUGCAUGCACCAGGAGGGUGAAAAGGAAAGCCAGGUAGGCAGCCACGCGUCGUAGAGAGUAGUUGCAGUAGUCAGCGUGGAGUUGUGGCGACUGGAACUCUGUUCGUAAUGAACUGGGACCCUGUGUUUCAGCUGUCAUCGUUGACGUCUGAGUCUUCAGUUAGGCUAUCAGAUUCUUGGUUCAAACAGCGAAGUCGCAAACUAUUCCACGAAUCAAGUACGAGUAGCGAAGGGAGUUCUGGAAACCAGAUGUCCAGUGAUGGGCAAAAGAUGGUGCUACAGCUUGUGCUGCCCCAAACGGGCGCUGAAAACAUUAAACAAGAGCCACCCAUAACACCGGACUAUAUUCGUUAUGAUCUGUUCAAACCUCGGAAGGGUUACCAGAACACACAUGCACAUUUCUUUCCGAACGCCCAGCAGUCUGAUUGCCUGGGUAGGGGCCUCAGACACUCCAGCUCUGACAUGUGCAUCCCAGAUGCAAGCGAACUGACCGUGACGUCCCUGGAAGGUUCUGUCUGUAACCUGGACCGAGCAGACCCUCCGCCUACUCCUCCGGAGGAGAAGAUCAAGAUGUUUAGGGGCUACCUGACCGUGAUUCUGAGCUGUGUGUAUGCAGUGUUCAUAGUGACCCUGGGGGUGGUUAUCUAUGUCAGCGACGUCGCCUUGCGGAACGGAACUCCUCUGGCUGAGACCUUCAGCAUCUACCUCGUUGUGUUUGGUCUUGCCUACUUUGCCUUUCUGUACGCGGAUAUCAGACGCUACUUGAGAAAGGUGAAAAGUAGAAACUCCAUUCUACUUAACAAGGAUGAUGGUUCGAUCAAGGACAGUGGCGUCGCGUUCCAGAGCUUCUCCGGAGAGAACCCCCAUCUCGUCAUCCCUCUGCCUAGCAAACUGGCCGAGGGUCCACUGCCUCACCAAUACUGCUUAAGCAAGGGGAGGCAUUCCGGCAGCUUCUAUCUCAAAGUGGGAGCCGCAGGUUUCUGCUUUGGCCAUCUUAUCCACAGUGGCCUCAUGCUCGGUUACCAGAUCGUGUAUCUGCGAGCGGAAGGAGAAGAAUUUUACAACUGCGCCAGCAUCGCAACUCUCCUUCUAGACGUGCUUUAUCCUGUGUAUUCCUUCUUGCAAUUGUUUUUCAUAUUUAAAUAUUCAAAUGUGAUCAUCAACCGCUGCAAGGAAUUGGCAAGAUUCGCCCUGAUGCACUGCAUUGCUUCCAGCCUGUGUUUCUGGAUUUGGACAAUACUGAGGGAGACGUUAGAUUCUCUCAAUUCCUAUGCCAAAUAUGAUGACAACGCGGACGAUGAUGACAGAAGUGAAGAAGGUGAUCUAUUCGAGAACCCCGUCGACCAUGAACAACACGUGGGAGAUGGAGUCGUAGGUGGAAGGAUAAUAUACAGGGUGAGUCAGAACUGGUGCAAGAAACCUGAUCCAAUGCUUGAACCAGACUUCGUGGUGGGACAAAGGUCAUUGCCGGCCGCCAGCUGUUCUUUCCAUCAUUGCCAGCCAAUUUUCACCCUAUCUGUACCCAUUCACGAUCGAAUACAGCAUUCUUGUGGGUGA
Messenger RNA from Zootermopsis nevadensis, 1714 nucleotides. The record is from RefSeq and is a predicted model, not a curated record. NCBI's taxonomy places the organism in Eukaryota, Metazoa, Arthropoda, Insecta, Blattodea, Termopsidae.